AACUCCAAUCCAACCAAACUCUUAGAUUUUAAAGCCACGAAUAAAGAGUCCAAAGAAACCCCGGAAGGCAGCUUCACGCAACGACGCUGACGGUCCCAAAAGACCCCCCACAGCUAAUAGUAAAGCCCCAGCCCAGCCCUCCGAUGCUCGCGCUAAGGCUGGAGGACUGUGACGUCACAAUUAAGUCUUCUCUACCCUGGACCAGGACCCCUGACUAUGAUUGGAUAAUUCCGAUAAGGGCGGUGAUGGGGGAGAAGGGCGGGAAUAAAUCCCACAGACAAAGAAAAGUCUUUGGGUGGGACAGAAAGGGAGGGGCUCCCAGCCUGAGGUCCCUAUAUAGAUAGAGUCUUGAUUCCGCCCUCCGCGGCGCCAGAGAACAGAGGGGGAGGGGACCAGGUCCUCAGCCCAAGCUGCCCCGCCCGCCGCGGUGGGGGCGGGGCCCCAGGGGGCGGGGCUAUGCGGAGUAGGGAGGCAGGGCGGGGUAGCUGAGAGUGGCCCCCUGGUGGGGCCAUGGAGAAGCAGAACUCUCUGGGGGCUGCUGGCUACCUCAACGGGGAAUCCCCUGGAGGUGCAACCAGGGGAGUGCGAGGAGGCAUCAGAGGAGUAGAGGCAGGCGCCAGGCCGCCCUCCGGAGUAGUCUUGUGUCACGGUUCUGGGCACCCCCCUCACUCCGGGGGAGUCGUAAUUCACAGUCCUGGUUCUAGCCGGUCCUCCGGGGGGGCAGCGAUCCUCGGUUCUGGGCCCAACCAGUACCCUGGGGAGGUUGCGGGCCACAGCCAUGUGUCUGGCACAUACGCUGGUGGAUUUAAUCCCCCCUUUCCUGGAACCACAGUAUCCGGGACGUCCAGCCUUGGGUCCGGUGGGUCUGGGGUGUGCCACUCGGGAAGCAGUUCGCGCCCUGGGUCAACUUUCUUGCACCCCCACAAACCUUGUGAGGACCGGCCCCGGGGCAUCCUAAAAAACUGCAGCUCCAUCUUGAUGCAGAAAUCCCCCAGUGUGGAGAAGAAAAAGUCUCAGCGCUGGGAUGAAAUGAAUAUCCUGGCCACCUACCACCCUGCUGACAAGGACUACGGAUUUAUGAAGGUGGAUGAGCCCAGCACUCCCUACCACAGGCUGCAGGACAACAAUGAGGACCUGCUUGAGGGUUCCUCCCACACAGUGACUCCAGAGGAGCUAGCAGAGAGACUCCAGUGAUUUUGAGAAGCGCCGCAAGACACACUACAAUGAAGGAAAGUUCCUCAAGACUCAGAAAAACCUACCCUUGGAUAAUAAGAAGAACAGCAAUGGGGGUAGUGUCAGUAUGGGCAGUGGCAGUCGAGGU
This is a messenger RNA of Equus caballus (horse), 1321 nucleotides long. The record is from RefSeq and is a predicted model, not a curated record. NCBI's taxonomy places the organism in Eukaryota, Metazoa, Chordata, Mammalia, Perissodactyla, Equidae.